Linum tenue is the source of this 1616-nucleotide messenger RNA. The record is from the annotation of a GenBank genome assembly. Lineage: Eukaryota; Viridiplantae; Streptophyta; Magnoliopsida; Malpighiales; Linaceae.
AAGAAUUUUCGCAUUUUGCUGGUAAAGCUACUAUAACAAUCUUGGGUCUCGCAUAUCCCGUCUCUCUCAGGGCUUCAAUCCAAGCUCCUCUCUUCAUCUGUUUCCGGGAAGGAACCGACCACCCGUACAGGUGGGGAGGGAAACGUCAGAGACCCAAUCAGAUCUUUCUGAUCUCAAACUUUAAUUCCUUUCUAAUUCAUAUUGUAAUCAAUCCCUAAAAUUAUUUAUAAUUGUUUAAUUAUAAUGCGUUCCUCGAUAUAUAAAUAAAGUUCUAUAAAACCCGAGUUCCAUUUUGUGCCUUCCCUUUACUUGGAAGAGGUGUUUUCGCAUUCUUCGUCAGCAAACUCCACCAAAGUAUCUGCGUGACUGCCUAGCUUCAUUGUUAUCCGGCAUUCGGGUCAUCCUAAUAUCAGUAUGUCAACAAACUUGAGAAGAAGGCUGCAUCAUGGAGAUAUUGAUGGAAGGCGGAAUGAGCAUUAUGAAAUAUCUGGGCUAGACGAACCAUUACUCCAGUCUCACGAGCGACAAAUCGAACCGAAAGGGGUGUUUCUGGGAGAUCUACUAAAUGCUGAUAGGACAAAGGAACAAAUCCACUGGACAUUUCUGUUUACACAUGUGAUUGCACAAUGGGCACAAUGGUUAGCAAACAUUGUCGUCGGAUCUAGAUCUUUUAUUGAACGGUUUUUACCUGGUGCUUCCUCCAACCCCAUUGGAUCAAACACAAAUCUUCGUCUGCCUUGUCUCAGCCCUCUACAGGAGGAGAGACUCAGCAAUUUGAAGCUACGACUUGGAGUACCGUUUGAUGGCUCUCUACUGGAGCAUCAAGAUGCACUUAAACAGUUGUGGAGGCUGGCUUAUCCUGAUAGGCUGCUCCCAUCACUUAAAUCAGAGCUUUGGAAAGAAAUGGGCUGGCAAGGUUGCGACCCCUCGACCGAUUUCCGGGGUGGAGGAUAUAUAUCACUGGAGAACCUCAUUUUCUUUGCAACAAAACAUCCGAUAUCGUUCCAGAGACUGCUACACAAAAUAGACGGGAAGAGAGCUGAGUGGGAGUAUCCAUUUGCUGUGGCUGGCAUAAACAUUUCCUUUAUGCUCGCACAAAUGUUGGAUCUUCAAAAAGGGAAGCCCUCAACCGCAGCAGGAAUCCGGUUUCUGGAACUGCUGGCGCAUGACGAGUUGGCCUUCGACAACCUUUACUGUGUAGCAUUUAAGAUGAUGGACGCGCAAUGGCUGGCAAAGCGUGCUACGUAUAUGGAGUUUAACGAUGUUAUGAAGUCCACAAGGACUCAGUUGGAGCGCGAGCUCGUCUUGGAAGAUGUCCAGUCUGUUAAAGAUUUACCUGCUUACAAUUUGCUUACAGGAUAAACAAAUUACAUAUGGAAAGACUAUGUAGCAAAAUCUCACAGCCAUACCUUGUAACCUUUGUUUUUUCUUUCUUCUCCACAUAUAGAUAUGUGUAUACAAUUCAUUGUAUAUUUUCCAGCAUCUCCAAUUCAUAUUUACAUAAAUAAAUUACUCCAGCAAGUUAGGGGACUUAAAACGUAGAGAUAGAAGAAUUAGGGACCUUUUCUGUUAAUCGUACAAGGUUGAGGACCUAUCUAUCAUAAAUCUUUUUAUCU